AUGGACAAGGACAACUUUGGCAGGCUCCGGUGGACAUGCCCACACUGCAAGCUUCAGGGUUUUUAUCUUCAGGAGUUUAUCACGGCUCAUCUUGCUAGCCACGCCCCGCAAGACGGAGCUGGAGGCAGCGCGCAGGGCGGCGGAGGAGGCUCAGGCGGUGGAGGCUCAGUCGGAGGAGGAGGAGGAGGAGGCUCAGUUGGAGGAGGAAGUGGAGUAAGUGCCUAG
Molecule: messenger RNA, 225 nt
Organism: Triticum turgidum subsp. durum (durum wheat)
Lineage: Eukaryota; Viridiplantae; Streptophyta; Magnoliopsida; Poales; Poaceae
Source: the annotation of a GenBank genome assembly